AUGAAUUUAAUAUCUAUGCAAUCAAUUUUUCGUCGACGGUAUUCUAUUAUUAUUAGUAUUAUUUUUUUAAUUUUUCUUAUAUUUAUUUUUAUUCAUUCAUUUGAACCUACACAUGAAAUUAAUAAUGAACGCAUACGAACUUUAUUAAAAUUAGCUGAAAAUAAAUCAUUUUGUUCAGAAAGAUCAGCUCGACGAGGAUUUAAUCAACAUGUAUUAAGUGUAUCUGCAUAUGAAUCAAAUGAUCGUAUUGAAUUAAAAACAAAUUUGACAUGGUCUUAUCUUCAGAUAUUCGUUAAUGAAGCUAAAAAAUUUUAUCCAUCAUGGGUUGUACGUGUUUAUUAUUAUAAUUUAAUAAGUAAAAGAAAAACUGAUAUAGAAAAUUUAGAAAAAUUAUUUGAUAAUCUUGACUUUUGUUCUGUCGAAAAUCUACCUGUAUUAGGAAAUUUAAAAAAUAUAUUACCUGGUAAAGUACAACGUUUUUUACCUUCUGUCGAUCCACUUGUUGGUGUAUCAAUGGUUCGUGAUCUUGAUUCAGAAAUUUUUGAACGUGAAGUUAAUGCUGUUAAUGAAUGGUUAUCAAAAACAACAUAUGCAUUUCAUAUAAUGCGUGAUCAUCAUUUACAUAAUAUUCCAAUGCUCGGUGGAUUAUGGGGUGUAGCAUCAAAUCGACUGUCAUUUAAUGAUCGAUUAAUAAUGGCUAGUGUACUUUUACCAUCAAAUAAUGAAAAUGAAAGACAUCUAUUUUAUAAAACUUAUUCAGGUGGAGGUGAUCAAUUAUUCUUGGAACAUCAUAUAUGGCCUCUGGCACGUCAUAAUUCUCUUACACAUGAUUCUUUUACAUGUUUUUGGUCACGUUAUAUUUAUCGAGCAGAUACACGUCCUUUUCCAAGUCAACGUCAACAUCCAUCAUGUUUUGUUGGUUGUCCAAAACCAUGUUGUAUACCCGAAAUGACACAAAGUUUAGAUUUUUCUUCAUAUAAAAAAUGCCCGUCGAGUUGUCGUCCCAAAGAACAUAAUGAUUGGCUAUUUUGUUAA
This is a messenger RNA of Rotaria sordida, 1035 nucleotides long. The record is from the annotation of a GenBank genome assembly. NCBI's taxonomy places the organism in Eukaryota, Metazoa, Rotifera, Eurotatoria, Philodinida, Philodinidae.